UUCUUUGAUUUGACAUUCAGUUCAGUAAUCACUAAAAAAAAUCAAUCCGUUCCAAAAUAAAUAAAUAUAUAGUAAAUAGAUUUUAAGUACUUUUGAUGUGAAAGUUACUUACAUAAAAAAAUAAUUUCUAGAUAGUUGUGAAACGUCGUAAAACAUGGUGUAUGUAAAAGAUGAUGGCACGGUGGUACAGCAGGCCCCCUUCAGUGUGUUCGGUUGGUUCUGGGGUAUACUCAACUUCUUCUACUUGCUCUUCCAGACCCUGAUCAACCCUAACUUCAACAAACAUGGAGACAAGUAUGUGCGUGACUUCCGUCCACCAGGCCACCCAAACCACCAACGCGCAAAUUCGGUGGGUUCGGACCGUCGGGUUCCGGACCUUCGCCCCCGCCCAUGGGGGGGUGCGGCUGCGGGUAACAUCGCGACUGCCACCUGCCACAGCGCUCGCCUGGCGCCACCAACGCACCAGCCCAGACCAACGCGUAUUGUACUCCUACAGCAAAUAUUAUACUCGACAAAUGCAAGACACAGUAACAAAUGUGGCUAUAAAUUGAUAGAUAGGUAACAUAAAAGUAUUAAUAUGUGUGAGCAAUUGUCUUAAAACACUUCAUUUACUGGCAAGGCUUCCUAUCUACUUGGCUGACAAUAUUAUUGUAUUUAUGUUCCUGUUGUUCUAAUUAUAAUUGGUUUAUUCAUUCACAUCAUAGUGUGGUGUGGGGCGCAUUAUAUAUUUUAUAUUAAGCUGUUAAUUGUAUUCUGUAAACUUAUUUUAUCGUAAGAUAAAGUUCAUUAUAGAAACUGACAUGACACUUGUUUACUAGGUGAACAAUAUGUGUACAGCAGGUUUCCUUAUUUUACUGUUCAGCGGCUAAUUGUAACAAGUAACAAAGUAAAUAUAAUGAUGCAGAUAAGAAAUAAUUAUUACUGUGUAGUAAAAUUGAUAUAAUAUACUAUUAUGUUACAUGUAUAUGUUGUAUGAUUUAGAUGAUGCAUAAUAGUGUUGAAAACAUAUACCUUGUGUAACAAAUAGACAAGCAAUCUCUGUAAAAGUGUCCGCGGCGCUUUAAAGGACACUACAACCGAUAUUGCACUUAUUUGAACAACCAUAACAUCUUGAUUUGAUGGGACGAACUUAUACUGCAUGAUGUAGGUAGGUACACGUACCUAUUUACAACACGGUUCGGACGCUUUUUUAGUUAACUCCUUAGCAAAUGUGAGUCUAUUUGUUAUAGGAUGCCCGUGGUUGAAAAUAAAUGUGUGGUAAGGUAACAAUUUCACUUUAUUUCCUUUAUUAAUAAAAUUUUUGGUAAUUAAAUCUAGUCUCGGGAGUCAGUAUAUCUAGCCUUCAAGAACAUGGAAGCGGUAAAUUAUGUAUAUUAGCUUAUUUUAUUACACGCGAAACAGUAACAUGCAUAAAUUCUGAAUGAUUGUGAUGUGAUACAAAGGAGGCUGCGCGGGCAAUCUCAUAUGGUUCCAUUAUUAUUGUUAUUACCAUAUAUCUAUAGGUAUUAUACGUAUAUUCACUAAUAAAAAUAAUAAUUAUAA
This is a messenger RNA of Pectinophora gossypiella (pink bollworm), 1542 nucleotides long. Its product is annotated as selenoprotein K-like. The coding region runs from base 155 to 562 and encodes 135 amino acids. Lineage: Eukaryota; Metazoa; Arthropoda; Insecta; Lepidoptera; Gelechiidae. The transcript has 4 exons. The record is from RefSeq and is a predicted model, not a curated record.